AUGACCCACGGCUGCCUCAAGUGUUUGAAGUACACCAUGUGUGUCGCCAACUUCCUUUGUUUUUUGUCUGGCGUGGCCGUGCUGGGCUUUGGUGUGUACAUGAUGGUGAACUUCAAACUGACAGCACUUACACCUUCUUUGGACAAGUUCAAUUUAGCCAGCAUGUUGCUGAUCAGCGGUUUCAUCAUCUCGUGUGUUUCCUUCCUGGGUUUCCUGGGAGCUCUAAAAGAGAACCGCUGCCUCCUGCUGACGUUCUUCCUCAUGCUCUUCUUUUUGCUGCUGGUGGAACUGACUGCUGCCUGCUUGCUUCUCCUGUAUGAAAAAGAUAUUUCCGAUUGGGUGGAGAAGGAUCUGAAUGAUGGUUUGAAGAAAGCAAAUGGGGAAAAUUCAACGGACUUCUACAGUGAGUGGGAUCUAGUUCAGAAAACGUUUGAUUGCUGUGGAGUACACAAUGCAUCAGACUGGGGAAGCAAAGCGCCUGGUUCUUGCACUGACAAAGUGACCGAACAGUUGAGAUCAACGGGCUGCCUGGACAAGCUUCAGAAAUGGUUUGAAGAGAAUUUUCUAAGCACUGGGAUUUCCGUUAUUGUUCUCUGCAUUAUUGAGGUAUUAGGGAUGUGUUUCGCCAUGACACUGUUCUGCCACAUCAGCAGAUCUGGACUGGGAUACAAGUUAUAG
Messenger RNA from Nerophis lumbriciformis (worm pipefish), 678 nucleotides. Lineage: Eukaryota; Metazoa; Chordata; Actinopteri; Syngnathiformes; Syngnathidae. The record is from RefSeq and is a predicted model, not a curated record.